Rhizophagus irregularis DAOM 181602=DAOM 197198 is the source of this 762-nucleotide messenger RNA. RefSeq lists its product as uncharacterized. The record is from RefSeq and is a predicted model, not a curated record. Lineage: Eukaryota; Fungi; Glomeromycota; Glomeromycetes; Glomerales; Glomeraceae.
AUGGAUGAAUCAAAACUUGAUGAUACUUUAAAAAUGGUAAUAAGACUUAAUGAUUCAGAAAUGACAAAAGAAUGGCAUGUUUUUUAUACAACAAUUGACAUAUUUUCAGAAACAGAAAUUAAAUUAACUAAUCACCUUAUAAGAAAUAUGUGCUAUUCAAAAGGCAAAAGACAAGGCCAGAUUCUAUUUGCACAUUUGCAAAAUAAAGCAGCUGAAUUUAUAGAAUCUUCUAUUUAUAAACCUAACUCCUCUGCUGCAGCAUUAACUAAGGAAAAUGCUUCUUUAAAAAAACAAGUUCAACAAUUAAAAAAAAAGAAUUUAGAUGUACUUCAUCAAAUAAAAUCACUUGGUAGCAAACUUGAACAUGUAAGAAAGAAACAAAAUAAUCAGAUUUCAAAAGUCCGUGCUAAUGCAAGAAGAAAAAAAUCUUUUUUUUGCAAUUUAAUUAAAUCAUAUCCUAAUUCACUUUUUCUUGAUAACAAAAAGCAUUAUAGUAGUAAAGCAAUAGUAUUGACUAUAUGCUUAUUUCAAAUAGGAAAAAUGUCUUUUCAUGAUACUAUACAUUAUAUGCGAAUUUUUACAGAAUAUUUAACUAAUAAAUCUGUAUCUACAAUAUUUUCUUUGAACUUAGUUAUAUGCUGGAAUAAGGAAAUCUUAAAGUUAACAAUAACAAAUGAAUUUAUGCACUGCAAUAAUUCAGAAUUCUAUAAUCUUGGUAUUUUAGCUGAUAAGUUGACAAGAGACUCUACAAAAGUUUUGUAA